AUGAAUAUUGAACCCAAUGUUAACGUGAGCAAAUCAUGUGACCGGAUAUUAAAGCGGCGUAAACCGGAAGUAGCACUCCCGGCUCCGGCCGCCGAAUUUGACGAAGAAUAUUUUCAGAUUAAUUCGACACUCCGCAGGUCCCGGCGUCUGCAAGAGAAGAAAAAAGCGUACAAUGGACCGUACUGCGGUUGUGCCCGGGCAAAAGUGGACUGUACACCUAGUCCGUACGACACACAAGGACUUCCGUACAAGGCUGGAGACUUGAUACAGAUAAUAAGUCGGAACCCUAGUGGUAUAUGGUUAGGGGAUAAUAAAGGACGGACAGGAACCUUCAAGUUUAUUAACGUGGAAGAGCUGGAGGUUUUGCCCGAACCAAACCUCCAAAUUACUGAACACACGCUGACCGGUCUCCUCUGCAGCCUGGACCUCGCGCACUUGACCUCAAGAUUGAUAUUAAACGGUUGGGAUAGUUUGUGUAAGCUAAAGAGAAUGAAUAGAAAGGAUCUUAUUUACCUCGGGGUGGAGGAUCGAACAGAACAGGACAAACUUCUCACUGCAGUUUCCGUCCUACAGGACAUUAGGACCACCCCGGCUGAGUGGACGAGUUUAGGAGAAGAGAGUCCGGACGACCGGACGCUUUCAAGGAUGGAUUCGGGAUAUUAUGAUAUUCGAGAUUCCGAAUCGGACGAACUCGACUGCGAAAGGUUAAUUCGAACCCUGAGUUUCGAGUCGCUUAAUCUUUUCCCUGCAGAUUAUAAAUACUCGAGUAGUGACUCGAGUGAUAAUAUUAAAAGCGAAUCGAAAGGUUCGAAACUGCUAAGUAAAGUGGGUGAAACGUCAAAAGACCCAAGUGAAAAACUGGAUGUGGAGCCAAGACUUCGAGCCCGGGCCAGGGUCUCCGAGUCGCGAUUAUCAAUCGCUGAACCUAACUCGCAUCUCAAUAAGUCAUUUUGAUAUGUUAAAGAUAUUGUUAAUACCAUGAAAUAUAUAUAUAUAUAAUAUAUUUGUUAAUCUUUUCGGACUCAAUUUAAUAAAAGAUAAAUUGUU
Messenger RNA from Eurytemora carolleeae, 1047 nucleotides. RefSeq names its product SAM domain-containing protein SAMSN-1. The record is from RefSeq and is a predicted model, not a curated record. Lineage: Eukaryota; Metazoa; Arthropoda; Copepoda; Calanoida; Temoridae. Bases 1 to 954 code for a protein of 317 amino acids. Gene Ontology annotation, molecular function: protein binding. The transcript is spliced from 5 exons.